AUGUCUGCAAAAUUUCGAAAAAGAACCCGGAGUGCUUUAAUUUCUACCAAAGAAGCAGUUCAAAUUAUAGAAAAUGCUUGGUGUCGACAUCGUGAUAAACAGAUGUUUCGCCUGUUAAAACAUGCUGUAUGUGCAGCUGAGCAUGGUCUAUCCGAUGAUAUUCUUCGUCGGAUCGCUCCGCGUGAAGCUGAGCUUCUACGCGAUCCAAGUAUGAGUGUAAAAGUCAAAUUUCGUUUUGGUGGUUCAGAGUUUCCUCCGGUUAUUUAUUUUAAAAUCUAUGCUCGAAAUUUCAAUGGUGCUCUACCCAAAUACGUCAAUGGUAAAAAAGUCAUUAAUGCUGACAUGAACGCUCGUGUAGCAGCAUGUAAACAAAUGGGACAACGAGUUUUCUAUCAGCAGAUGCUUUCCGAUUCCUUUCAUAACACCAGCGGACGAGCGACACAUGAACUCGACGUAGUCACAUUAAAAGAUUAUAUGCAAUAUACAAGCUUACUUGAUGAACUCCCUUCCUAUCUAGGCGGAAGAGCGAACCAUUGGCGACGACUAAAUCUCGAGGAUAUACCAAGACAAACCAUCUUCUAUGAUAUUAUUAGCUACAUCGAAUCCGGUGGAAUAACACCUGAAUUACGAGAUAAUAUACCUCUCCUUCUCACUCAACCCUAUGCCCCCACGAUCCAAUUACAACACAUUCAAUUACUGAAACAAAUCAAAUCAACCCCCGCAUCCCGGACAAGUCAUACAUCAUCCGUACUUCCGAAAAAGCCAUCAUUAUCAGGACGUCGUUCUCGUCGUGCUGUGGAAAAUACAUCGAAAAUGCGACAAAGUUACAUGAAAACAGUAUCCGAAUCUUUGCCAACGACUCUCAUUCUUCAAUAUGAACAACAAACCACAAUCAAUUCAUGUGAAAAUGACGAAACACGCGACCAGACUGUUGAUAUAUUUGCUACUAAAGAUGAAUUCAACGACGGUGAAGUCGAUGCACUCUAUGCCUGGGCUGAAAAACUCCAAUGGAGUGAUGAUCUAUUCAAAAUAGAUCGAGUUUCAACAGCUUAG
Adineta ricciae is the source of this 1053-nucleotide messenger RNA. Lineage: Eukaryota; Metazoa; Rotifera; Eurotatoria; Adinetida; Adinetidae. The record is from the annotation of a GenBank genome assembly.